This is a messenger RNA of Hydra vulgaris (swiftwater hydra), 1407 nucleotides long. RefSeq lists its product as uncharacterized. Gene Ontology annotation, biological process: transmembrane transport. NCBI's taxonomy places the organism in Eukaryota, Metazoa, Cnidaria, Hydrozoa, Anthoathecata, Hydridae. Gene Ontology annotation, molecular function: transmembrane transporter activity. The record is from RefSeq and is a predicted model, not a curated record.
AUGGAUUUAUAUGCGCAACAAAAUGAGAAAUGGUCAAAGAAAAGAAAACUUACUUUUAUUGCAUUUUCAAUCCAAAUGGUUAUUAUUGGAAUUGAGUACACACUUACUCUUUCAACAUUAUGGCUGUACAUUAAACAAAUGAUCAACACAAAAUCGCCGAAGUUGCUGUAUAGUAUUGUUUCUGUUUCAUUUAUGCUAGCAUCUACUAUUGUGAUGCCAUUCGUAGGAAGAAAAGUUGAUAAAAAUCGAAGUGUAAAAAGAUGUUUUUUAAUAUGCAACUUUCUGAUGCUUACCGGAAAUGUACUUUACAGUAUUCAUUUUUCUCCAGUCUUAUUAGUUGGAGGAAGGAUUAUUGCUGGCUUUGGCGGUUCGUUGAGAUCUGUAAUACUUAGCGAAACAAUUCGGUGUUAUCCAGCAUCUAAAACAAGUUCAAAACUAUCAAUUUUGUCAGUUAUGCAAUACUUAGGAUUCAUGCUAGGUCCUGGAAUAAAUUUUUUUUUUAAAGACAUGAGCUUUUUUCUUGGACAUUGGCAUUUAACAGAUGUUAAUUUUCCUGGUGUUUUUAUGGGACUUAUAUGUUUUGCAAUGGAAAUUUUAACAUUAACAAUGGUGCACGAUGUAUCAAAAGAGUUUGAUUACAAAGCUUCAUUUGAAAAUAACAACAUUAAUGAGGAAAAUGUUUUUUUUGAUAAGAAUAUCGAUAAAAUACCGAUGAUACAAGAUAACGUUGAUUGUAACAACACAUGCGACAGAGAUGUACUUCAACCAUUAGUUUCAAAGGAACACACCAUUAUCAAAAUUUUAAAAGUAUUGUUUUUUCAUUUUGAUUCUGCGCUUAUUUUGUUUGCAAAUUUUAUCGUAGCCUUUUAUUUUAUUACGGCAGACCUAUGGUUGCCAUUGUUAGUUAUAGAGAAAAUGCAUUUAUCAGUGGUAGAAAUAAACAUUUGUUUUUUUGGAAUGAGCGGAAUAUGUGUUAUUCUGUUGCUGGUUUUUGUUUGGAGACCAGUGUCUGAUGAAAAUAUGAUUCUUUUACUGUUUAUCAGUUUGGGUGGUUUCUGUAUUGUAAGCGCAGGAUUUAUAAUUCUUUCAUAUUUUCCAUUUAACAAAGCGUUAAACAUUGUCUUAUGCAUAAUAUAUAUGAUUAGUUUUGGAGGGGCUCCUAUAACUACUGACGUUUUUUUUAUCAACACGUUAUCCAAAAUGGUUAAAUCACAGGUUUUAACAUUUGUUGACAGUAUUCGGUACUCAAUGUUCUCAGCAGGAGCCUUUUUAGGUUUUAUUUUUGCUCCAUUCAUGUUUGACUAUGUUAUAACAUUUGGAACGCUGUAUAUCGUUGUUAUGAUUAUUGUCGGGAUUAUGUUUUUUGUCAGAAAAAAAGGUUUUACCAAUCCAACGGUUUUAUUGUAA